AUUGUGUGACAGUAUUUUGAUUCGUAUGUGCUGGAAGUGAGAAAAAGAGAAAAGCGCAGGGCUGAAGCGGGGAGGGGGGGCAGAAAAGAGGAGCUGUCAAACAGAUCCGAGUCUCAGAGCGGCUCGGUGUCCUCCCCUAGCGCGGAUCCUCCUCACGGCCCGGGGCCUCGGUGUCUGGCUCCGCGUCUCCCUGCCGGACCCUCUCGGCUUCUCUGCUCCAGCUCUCGGCCCUCUGGAGCUCCGGCGGCGGUGUCGGGUGUUGAAGGCGGCCCGGGGAGCGGCGGCGGCGGGUCGGAAGAAGAUGUUUAAGAUGAAGGCGGUGAGCUGCCGAGACUGACGCCGCAGAGCGCUGAACAGAACCAGCAGUCCUGACCCGGCAACAUACGAAUGGCCCAGGGAAGCCACCAGAUUGACACUCAGGUUUUGCAUGACCUGCGCCAGAAGUUCCCUGAAGUCCCAGAAGGUGUUGUCUCCCAGUGUGUUCUGCAGAACAACAAUAAUCUCGACGCCUGCUGUGAAUACCUGUCCCAGGUGAGUCCGGGUUACCUGUACAGUGAAGAAGGAAACCUCAGCUUUACUGACGACAGCUUCAGGCUCCACAAUCACAUGACCCAGCUGAACCUGGGCCUGCAGUCUCACAAUGUGCAUGUGUCCCCGGUUCGGGACGGCCUGAGAAUGAACGGCAGCCGGACUCUGGCCCACAGCCUGAGCGACGGGCCCCUCCAGACCAGCCAGGCCCCCAACCCUGACUUCUUCCAGCAGGAGCCCCAGUCGGCCCCGGUGCAGGGGCCCUCCAGCAUCAAUGUGUUCGGUGUGAUGGAGCCCACACGCAAACCGCAGCCCCCCCAGCACCUGGGCCUGUACCCGCUGGGGGUCAAAGGGUCCAGCAUGGGCCAGCCGGCGCCGCGCUUCAACCCCAUCACCGUGACGCUGGCGCCCAACAUCCAGACGGGGCGCAACACGCCCACGUCCCUGCACAUCCACGGCGGGCCCCAGUCGGGCCUCGGCAGCCCCCAGGGCAACUCCAUCUACAUCCGGCCCUACGUCAGCCAGUCUGGUACCAGCCGGCAGAACCAGCAGCAGGGGGGCCGGGCCCAGUACAGCCCCACCUCCCAGCCCCAGCAGCAGAUCUACCAGAUCUCCCACCCCUCCUCCCUGUCCGGCUCCUGGUCCGGCCCUCAGCACGCCUCCUCACAUACCUCACAGCACCAGGCCCAGGGCCACCAGACCUCCCACGUCUACAUGCCCAUCAGCUCCCCCACCAACCCCCAGGCGCCCUCCAUCCUCCCCACUGGGAGCCAGGCCUCCUCCUCUGGCGUCUCCUCCUGCUCCUCCUCCUCCACCUCCUCCGUCAUGCCCACCUCCCUGUCUACCAUCAGCCAGUACAACAUCCAGAACAUCUCCACGGGCCCCCGGAAGAAUCAGAUCGAGAUCAAACUUGAAUCUCCUCAGAGGAGCAACUCCACAACCACGACCGCCCUCCUGCGUACGAGCAGCGGGCCGCGCUCCUCCUCCACCUCCUCCUCCUGCCCUUCCUCCUCCUCCUCUUCCACCGGGGUGGCUACUGUUCCCACCACCCCUCUCUCCAUCGGAGGCCCCGGUCUGAGCCGCAGCCAGCCCACUGUUUACAUCUCCCCCAGCCCGCCUUCUGCUGCUAGCACCUCCUGCGAGGAGGCGGUGGUGCCGGCCGGCUCCCGCUCCCAACCCAAGUUUUACAUUUCUGCCAACGCCUCCGGUGACGACAGUGGUGGCAGGAACCCUCCCACAGUCUACAUCUCAGCCAACCCUCCCCUGCAGGGGCCCUCGGGGGCCAGGAACAUGGGGGGCCAGGUGAGCAUGGGCCCCGCCUACAUCCACCACCACCCUCCUAAGUCCCGCGCCUCCUUAGGAGGAGGAGGCACGACUUCCUCCCCCCGCGUGGUGGUGACUCAGCCCAACACCAAGUACACUUUUAAAAUCACCGUGUCCCCCAACAAGCCUCCAGCUGUGUCCCCUGGAGUCGUGUCCCCUACGUUUGAGCCCAACAACCUCCUCAGCCUCCCGUCGGAGCACCACUUCGUGGAGCCGGACCCGCUCCACCUCUCGGACCCGCUGUCCCCGCUACGCGAGAGGCCCAGCGAGCCGCGCAGGCUCAGCAUGGGCUCCGACGACGCAGCGUACACUCAAGCGUUGUUGGUCCAUCAGAAGGCCCGGAUGGAGAGAUUGUGGCACGAGCUGGAGCUGAAGAAGAAGAAGCUGGAGAAGUUAAAAGAGGAGGUGAACGAGAUGGAGAACGACCUGACGAGGAGACGGCUGGAGAGAUCCAACUCCGCCUCCCAGAUCCCUUCGAUUGAGGAAAUGAAGCAAUUGCGGUGCAAAAACAGGUUACUGCAGAUCGACAUCGACUGCCUCACCAAAGAAAUUGAUCUCCUUCAAACACGAGGACCACACUUUAAUCCAAAUGCAAUUCAUAAUUUUUAUGACAACAUUGGAUUCCUCGGUCCUGUCCCACCCAAACCCAAAGGUACUUUAUCUAUUGAGGGCAGUAAGGUAGUGAAGGCCCUGGCCGACCAGGAGGAGGACGAGGGGACGCAGUGGAGCUGCACUGCCUGCACCUUCCUCAACCAUCCGGCCCUCAACCGCUGUGAACAGUGCGAGUUUCCGCGGCACUUCUGAGCCUCGAGCAGCGAUGGCCGCUCCUCCUCAGCAGCGAUGGCCGCUCCUCCUCAGCAGCAAUGGCCGCUCCUCCUCAGCAGCAAUGGCCGCUCCUCCUCAGCAGCGAUGGCCGCUCCUCCUCUGCCAGACCGGAACAGGAAACGGCCUCGAUUCUUCUUCUUCUUCUCCUUCUAGUCGUAUGAAACCAGGACGAGGCGCCGCCACCAGUACAGAGUCCUGUUCUCCUGGUUUUCUUUUUCUUUUCUUCCUCUCUGGUUUGUCAGAAUGCUGUCCACUGAAGGCUUGACUGGAUAGUUUACAGCGAGUUGUUAUAAAGGUUGUUAUAAAGUCUGGCAGAGGGAUGAUACCUCACCUUAGAGACACAGACCCCCCUCUGCUCCACCUGGGAUACCUCGCUGCUCCACUAACAGUAUUAGAGUGUGGCCCUGCAGUGUGACGGCACACACACACACACACACACACACACACACACACACACACACACACACACACAGAGGUGUCAGUGUGCCUUUUGCUGAUGACAUUGUUGUAGUUUUCUUCUUCUGUGGUGGCUGAGCGCGGGGUUGGGAACUGUGUUCAGCCAUCUGAAGGGAACUAACGGACUAAUGGACCUUAAAGUGUGUUUGCUGUUUCUGGAGGACGUCUCAGUGGGAACUCCAACGUGCCUCUGGUCCUCCAGCAUCCUUCCUGUCUUCAGUCAUGAAUAAUAAAAAAGAAACUAAGUUGCAUGCUUUGUGUACAGUACACGGAGGCAGAACUCCCCUGAGCUUUUUACUGUACAUAAUGUUAGAAAGUGCCUUGAACACCUUCUUCCUCACACUAUGAAUCACUUGUAUUUCCUGUAAGUAUAGCUUUAUAGACUUUAUUAACUUUUUUUUGUCUCGUUUUUGUUUCCCUCUUUCAAACCAAUAAGCACCGUGUUCCCUGUUUAAGCUUUUGACUUGAUUUCUGUGAGAGUUGAAGCCUUGCAGAAGGAGAGGUGCUUCAUGAAGCUACGUCUGUCUGUGAUGCAUCAUGAAGCUACGUCUGUCGCUUGUGUCAUUGCUGAGUUUCCUGUGUACGAUCUGCAGAUGCAGCAAAGAGGAAGGCGAUGGAGGAGUCUUUUUUUGUUUUUUUUGUUUCAGGACGCAAAACAUGUUGGGACUGUCGGAGGAGGGAAGGGGUCAAAAAAACAAAAUUACAAACUGCCAUUUUAUCUGACAACUGGAAUGUAGGUUUAAUGUUUUCCACCUCAGUGCAGAGAGACACUUCCAGUACAACCAGUACGCUACUGGAGCAGCGGACUGGUUCAACGUUUCCAUGUUGCUGUGCACCUGAUAGAAUAUGUUUAUGAACUAUUCAUAAGGGUCCGUGCCUUCUAUAACAGGUCACAACAACAUGACUGUCCACUUUGUGUACUCUUUAUUUUUAUUUGGCUCAUUUCAUCCUCCUAAGCUUUUAUUGAUGAGGGUGUUUCUAAAGUUUACUUAUUGUCAUUAACUUACCUUAACUGUGGAGUAGUUACUUGUUUUGUUUUUUUCCACACUUGUGAAAUGUUGCCUUGCAUCAGUGCCUUUAGAACUAUUGAAUUUGUAUUGAUAAUCUAUCCUGUCACAUCCGAGUGCCAUUUUUAAAACCAAACUUUUAGUAUCAUUUAAACCCGUUUAAAAGUAGAAGAUGAAAUAUUGUCUCUUAAGCACUUCCGCCAUCCUUUUUCCUUUUUCCAAUCCAGAGAAACCAGUUUCAGCUUUAUCUGCACCUUGGUGUGAAGAGGCAGUUUAUUCAUGUUUUAUUAAAUGGAAAAAAAUAAUUUGGAUAUCUAAAGUGUUUUUUUGAUUUUAGCUGGGAAAACUGUCUUUGUAACAGAUAAGUUAUUUGUAAAAAUAAUUAAAAAAAAUCUAUUCUGA
This is a messenger RNA of Centropristis striata (black sea bass), 4541 nucleotides long. RefSeq names its product TGF-beta activated kinase 1 (MAP3K7) binding protein 2 (gene tab2). Gene Ontology annotation, molecular function: ubiquitin binding; K63-linked polyubiquitin modification-dependent protein binding. Gene Ontology annotation, biological process: positive regulation of protein kinase activity. The record is from RefSeq and is a predicted model, not a curated record. The coding region runs from base 388 to 2655 and encodes 755 amino acids. The transcript is spliced from 7 exons. Lineage: Eukaryota; Metazoa; Chordata; Actinopteri; Perciformes; Serranidae.